AUCACUACUUUCUUAUCUAUUCACUCAAAAAUGGGAUUUCUCCUGCCUCAUAUGAUCCUCUUCUUCUUCUUUAUUUUUCUCCUGAACUUCCCACCGCUUUCAUCAGCCCAAACUAAUGGAAACAUAACCGUUGGAGUUCCACUCACUGCUACAGCAGGCUCGAAUUCCUCUUGGCUCUCUUCCUCGAGAGAGUUCGCAUUCGGGUUCAAAGAAAUUGCUCCCAACAGCAACCUUUUCUUGCUUUGCAUAUGGUACGACAUACUCCCGGAAAAAACCAUAGUUUGGUACCCGAAAGACACCACUCCAGCUCCAUUAGGAUCCAAAGUUGAGCUCACUCCCGAUAAAGGUGUACGCCUCACCGAUCCUCGAGGGGAAGAAAUUUACAGGUCCCAGUCCUUCUCAGGGACCGCUUCCUAUGGGGUGAUGAACAACACUGGCAAUUUUCAGCUCUUUGGGGAAGAUUCCGGUUCUGAUCCUAUCUGGGAGACCUUUAGCUUUCCCAGCGACACGCUUUUGCCCACGCAAGUCCUUGAGAGAGGCGGCCUCCUCUCUUCCUCACAGAGACAAACUUCUCCUUAGGAAGGUUUCAGCUUCGCCUCCUACCCGAUGGAAAUGUCUGUCUCAACCCUAUAAACUUGCCCACUGAUUAUGCAAACGAAGCCUACUACACAUCACAUACUCCAGGAAAAUUUGCUAAUGAUACAGAGGCUGGCCUCAGGUUGGUGUUCGAUGAGUCGGGCUCUCUAUACGUCUUACGACAAAAUGGGAAAAUAGCCAAUCUCUCAAGCGGGGCUUACCCACCCUCACAAUAUUAUCAUCGGGUUAAGCUGAACUUUGAUGGAGUUGCAGCCCAUUACGUUCACCUGAAGGACACAAGCACUCCAGGGUGGACUCCUGUCUGGUCUCAACCCGAGAACAUAUGCAAGGAUCUUCUUGUCACAGCAGGUCUUGGGGUUUGCGGAUACAACAGUAUAUGCAAUAUCAGAGAAAAUGCUCGUCCCACAUGUAGCUGCCCGGCUGGGUUCACCUUCAUCGAUCCAAAUGACCAUUUUAGCAGCUGUGCACCGAACUUCGCAGUAAGCUGUGAUGAAGCUCAGAGGAACUACACCAGUGAUCUUUUCACGUUUGAGGAGGCUCCAAGCACUGAUUGGCCCACUUCCGACUAUGCCCUUCUCACGCCUUUCACCGAACAACAAUGCAGAAAUUCAUGCUUGAAUGACUGUUUCUGUGCUGUGGCAAUCUUCAAAGAGGGCAAAGAGUGCUGGAAGAAGAAGCUACCGCUCUCCCAUGGGCAAACCGGGUGGUAUCUUUCAUUGAAGGCUCUGAUCAAAGUC
This is a messenger RNA of Punica granatum (pomegranate), 1334 nucleotides long. NCBI's taxonomy places the organism in Eukaryota, Viridiplantae, Streptophyta, Magnoliopsida, Myrtales, Lythraceae. The record is from RefSeq and is a predicted model, not a curated record.